Molecule: messenger RNA, 860 nt
Organism: Drosophila eugracilis
Lineage: Eukaryota; Metazoa; Arthropoda; Insecta; Diptera; Drosophilidae
Product: immunoglobulin domain-containing protein oig-4
Exons: 6
Coding region: 244-747 (167 amino acids)
Source: RefSeq, a predicted model, not a curated record
GAUAGUCAAAACAGGGCGACUGAUAAAGCCGACAGCGGAAUGGCCGCGAAUGUCCAGCAAAAUUGCAACAAUGUUGCGAAAAUGGAAAGUGACGUUGCGCUGGCAGAAGCCUCAACUAGAUCCACUUAAUUCAAUCAAAUUCGCACGGAUUAGAACGGAUUGGAUGACGUUCUGUUCAGAUGUCGGGAGCGCAGUUUGAAAACAACAUUCACCGUAGGCGAUCGGAAUCUCGGCUGGACAACAAUGCCUCGUGGCAUCUGGAAUCUUGAUCGGAUCGUAUUCCUAUGCCUCUGUUUCUUGAUACUCGGGAAUCUAAUCUGCAUUGAAGCCCAAAGAAGUACUGCGGGAAAGACGGAGCGUCGUAACUAUACGGGCAAGAAACCCGUGGUGAUCCAACACCGAUCCCAGGAUGCAGUCAACUAUUAUGAUCACGAAAAUGGCGCCAAGAUCAUAAAGUCUUCGCAUUUCGAGUUGGACUAUACCCUGGGUCGCAAGAUUACCUUCUUUUGCAUGGCUCAAGGCAACCCACGACCUUCCAUCACCUGGUUUAAGGAUGGAGCAGAGCUCUACCAGCACCGAUUCUUUCAGGUACACGAAUCUCAUAUCGAGGCGAAUAUUGUUAAAUCUAAAAUGGAAAUCGAUCCAACAACUCAAAUGGAUGCUGGUUUCUACGAAUGCCAAGCGGACAAUAUCUACGCCAUUGAUCGUCGAGGCUUUCGCACGGACUACGUUAUGGUUAACUUUUAAGCCAAGUUUCCUAUCACCAUUAACUAUACACUUGAACUAUUUGACCUUGUAAACCUAAAACCUAAAAUGCAUAUCUUAAACCAUACAAUUAAAUGCAAAAAUAUUUAAAAAUA